AUGGCUCUGCUGGCGCCCAUCCUCGGAGCCCGCGUGCGGCCGGUGCCCCGGCGGCCUGGGCUGCUGCGCGCUCGGCCGCCGCCGGUGGGGGCGCGGGCCCGGGACAAAGGAGCCGGGCGGCCCGAGGGGCCCCGCAGCCUCGCCGCCAUGCCGGGGCCGCGCACGCUCGCCAAUCUGGUGGAGUUCUUCUGCCGGGACGGCUUCAGCCGCAUCCACGAGAUCCAGCAGCAGCACACAUGGGAAUAUGGAAAAAUCUUCAAGUCUCACUUUGGUCCUCAGUUUGUAGUAUCUGUUGCAGACCGAGACAUGGUGGCUCAGGUGCUGCGGGCGGAGGGGAUGGCGCCCCAGAGAGCCAACAUGGAGUCCUGGCAGGAAUACCGAGACCUGCGGGGCAGAGCCACCGGGCUCAUCUCAGCGGAAGGCGAGCAGUGGCUCAAGAUGAGGAGAGUAUUGAGACAGAGAAUCCUGAAGCCUAAAGACGUGGCUGUGUUCUCUGGAGAAGUCAACCACGUGAUUGCUGACUUAAUCCAGAGGAUCUACGCGCUCAGGAGCCAGGCGGACGAUGGGGAAACCGUAGCCAAUGUUAAUGAGCUUUUCUUCCGGUACUCCAUGGAAGGCGUGGCCACCAUCCUCUUCGAGAGCCGGCUGGGCUGCCUGGAGAGCCAGGUCCCGCAGACAACGGUGGAGUACAUCCAGGCGCUAGAACUCAUGUUCAGCAUGUUCAAGACCUCCAUGUAUGCGGGUGCCAUCCCCCGCUGGCUCCGGCCCCUCGUGCCCAAGCCCUGGCAGGAGUUCUGCAGGUCCUGGGAUGGACUCUUCAAAUUCAGCCAGAUCCACGUCGACAGGAAGCUGAGGAGCAUCCAGUGCCAGGCGGAGCGGGGCGAGCAGGUGCGAGGGGGCCUCCUCACCUACCUGGUCCUCAGCCAGGCGCUGACGCUGGAGGAGAUCUAUGCCAAUGUGACCGAGAUGCUGCUGGCCGGUGUCGAUACGACGUCCUUCACCCUGUCUUGGGCGGUGUACCUGCUGGCGAGGCACCCGGAGGUGCAGCAGACUACGUACCAGCAGAUCGUCCGGAACUUGGGAGAAAGGCACGUGCCGACGGCCGCGGAUGUCCCCAAGGUCCCGCUGGUCAGGGCGCUGCUUAAGGAGACCCUCAGACUGUUUCCGGUGCUACCGGGAAAUGGCCGGGUGACCCAAGAAGAUCUGGUGAUUGGCGGGUAUCUGAUUCCCAAAGGCACACAGCUGGCCCUCUGCCACUAUGCCACGUCCUAUGAGGAGGAAAACUUCCCGCGGGCCCGGGAGUUCCGUCCGGAGCGCUGGCUGCGGGAGGGCGGCCUGGGCAGAGUGGACAACUUCGGGUCCAUCCCCUUCGGUUAUGGCGUCCGCAGCUGCAUCGGGCGGAGGAUCGCCGAGCUGGAGAUCCACCUGCUCAUGAUCCAGCUGCUUCAGCACUUUGAGAUCAAAACAUCGCCUCGCACCACAGCUGUUCACGCCAAGACGCACGGGCUGUUGGCACCAGGGGAGCCCAUCCACGUGCGUUUUGUCAACAGGAAAUGA
Ochotona curzoniae (black-lipped pika) is the source of this 1557-nucleotide messenger RNA. Its product is annotated as cytochrome P450 27C1. The record is from RefSeq and is a predicted model, not a curated record. Bases 1 to 1557 code for a protein of 518 amino acids. Gene Ontology annotation, cellular component: mitochondrial inner membrane. Gene Ontology annotation, biological process: C21-steroid hormone biosynthetic process; cortisol metabolic process; cellular response to peptide hormone stimulus. NCBI's taxonomy places the organism in Eukaryota, Metazoa, Chordata, Mammalia, Lagomorpha, Ochotonidae. Gene Ontology annotation, molecular function: oxidoreductase activity, acting on paired donors, with incorporation or reduction of molecular oxygen; iron ion binding; monooxygenase activity. The transcript has 9 exons.